AAACAGAGAGCGAAAGGGAGAAGGAGAUUGAGAGAGCGAGAGGGAGAGACAGAUCGAGAGAGAUAUCUAUUUUCGGAAACCCAAAAACAAAUCGACCUCGGCGGCUCCGUCCACCAUUCGGCUUCUCCGGCCACCAUUGAGCAUCUUCAGGGGAUGAAGAUAUUAGAAGCGAAUGCAGGUGCGCUUACGAAUUACGAAGUAGUAGACUUUUUGCGCUCAAAAGGGGCUGCUAACGAUUCCACUCGUGUUCUUGCUCAAGUUUCUCCUUCCGAAUACAAGGUGUAUGAUUAUUUGGUCCAGACUGCUGCUUGCAAUCAAACCAGAGAGCAUAUCAAUGAGUUCGUUGACAAGUGUAAAAUCUAUGGCCUUGCAAAGGCUGAGGUCCUUAAUAUCAUCAACAUUAGGCCUACUUCUAUCAUUGAUAUUUAUACGAUUAUAGAGGAAGGUGAGACGCGUUUUGGAGAUGAGACGCGUUUUGGAGAAGUAAGUAAAGAGCUAGCUGAGUUGGUGGAAAAAACGUUGCCCCCACCUCGAACUGAUCCAGAAUCUGAAGCAGGGAUCAACGAGGGUAAAGAAGAAACUGAAAAUGAGGAACACAACGUAGAAACUAAGGGUGAGGAACAAACUAAAGAAGGGAAUGAUGAUGGCAAAGAAGAAACUGUAGUUGGGGAAUUAAUGGAUACAAGUUGAGGCCGUAUCUGCCCGACUGUUGAACUAGAAACUAAUAAAGAUUCAACAGAUAUGAGUACAUCUGCUCAAUAUUAAUAUGAUGACCAUGCUAGUUAUUAAAGGAGCUUUAGUUGAGGAUUUUGUAAUUAGAAACUUCUCUAGUUGGGUUUCGUUUAUAGAUGAGUUUUGCAUUAGCAAUUAUUCC
Quercus lobata is the source of this 874-nucleotide messenger RNA. RefSeq lists its product as uncharacterized. Gene Ontology annotation, biological process: transcription initiation at RNA polymerase III promoter. Bases 154 to 690 code for a protein of 178 amino acids. Gene Ontology annotation, molecular function: nucleotide binding. NCBI's taxonomy places the organism in Eukaryota, Viridiplantae, Streptophyta, Magnoliopsida, Fagales, Fagaceae. Gene Ontology annotation, cellular component: RNA polymerase III complex. The transcript has 4 exons. The record is from RefSeq and is a predicted model, not a curated record.